Kwoniella mangroviensis CBS 8507 is the source of this 444-nucleotide messenger RNA. RefSeq lists its product as uncharacterized. Lineage: Eukaryota; Fungi; Basidiomycota; Tremellomycetes; Tremellales; Cryptococcaceae. The record is from RefSeq and is a predicted model, not a curated record. The coding region runs from base 1 to 444 and encodes 147 amino acids. The transcript has a single exon.
AUGUCAGCUCCGACUACAUCAGUAUCCCCAUCCAGUGCAAGUCUACUCGCCCUCUUGAAGAAUAAGAGAUUCGACCCUUCGAAGGCAUACAUCGACGAGCGAACUUUUGACUUUGACGAAGCCACCAUUGGUGCUGUUAGUCGAGCUAGUACAUACUUUCAAGAAGGAUCUAGCGAGGCCAAAUUAUUGAGUAAUAUCGCUGGACAACAUUCUUCGAUCUUGACCUUACCGGACAAAGACCUGUACGACUUGAGAGGAAGUAUCACUAUGGGCGCAGCCGAAUCGAAAGUCCAGCCUUCAUCUAGAACUGCAAGUAUCAUACCGUCCAAGGAGGAUUUCCAAGCUGUUAUAAAAUGUAUCGAUGCUUUGCUUUCUGGUUCUGAAGGUGAAGAUAUCAAUAAGAGAGUUAAUGAUGAUCCGACUACGAUGCGACCGACAUUUUGA